Molecule: messenger RNA, 3593 nt
Organism: Hibiscus syriacus
Lineage: Eukaryota; Viridiplantae; Streptophyta; Magnoliopsida; Malvales; Malvaceae
Product: DNA mismatch repair protein MLH3-like
Biological process (GO): mismatch repair
Cellular component (GO): mismatch repair complex
Molecular function (GO): ATP-dependent DNA damage sensor activity; ATP binding; mismatched DNA binding
Source: RefSeq, a predicted model, not a curated record
AAACCCUAAACCUUAGCUCAGGCUAGAUUAGGCUUGUAAUGGGGAGCAUUAAGCCCUUGCCAGAGGCUGUUCGCGCGACAUUGCGUUCUGCCAGUAUAUUGUUUGACCUCACUAAGGUUGUGGAGGAGCUCAUUUUCAAUAGCCUCGAUGCUGAUGCGUCAAAGGUGUCAGUCUUUCUAAGUGCUGGGAGCGGCUAUGUCAAAGUGGUUGAUGAUGGAUCUGGUAUAUCUCGGGAUGGAUUGGUGUUACUGGGAGAAAGAUAUGGUUUGCUUCCUAUUGUGGUGCGUGAUUUAUUUUACAACCAACCUGUUCGAAAGAAACAUAUGCAAUCUAGCCCGAAGAAGGUGCUGCACUCUGUUAAAAAGUGUGUAUUCAGAAUUGCCCUUGUUCACCCAAUGGUUUACUUUGAUGUUAUUGAUAUUGAGGGUGAGGACAAGAUUCUCUCUGUGCAUCCUUCCUCUUCCCCUUUUCCACUUUUAAUGAGUGGUCUUGGGAUUGAGGACUGUGCCUGUCUGCAUAAGCUGAAUGCUAAUGAUGGUCCUCUCAAGCUUUCAGGCUACAUAUCUGGUCCUUGUGAUGGUGUUUCUUUUAAGGCCUUUCAAUAUAUCUAUAUCAAUUCAAGGUUUGUCUGCAAGGGUCCCAUUCAUAAGUUGCUGAACAACUUGGCCACUAGUUUCGAGUCUUUACAUCCAGAGAAGACUAAUAACUGGACCAAGAAUGGGAAGAGGAGUAGAUCUCAAGUGGUUCCGUCCUACAUACUGAAUAUUAGCUGCCCUCCGUCUUUCUAUGAUUUAACCUUUGAACCAUCAAAGACAUAUGUUGAAUUUAAGGAUUGGAAACCUAUAUUUACCUUCAUUGAGAAGGCAAUUCAACACCUCUGGAGGAAUAGUAUUGGUUUUGCUGAUGGAUUAGGACAAGCUGAAACCCUGAAGGAAGAUGACAAGAGUUCAUACUUUGUGGAGGACACUUCAACAUGUUAUUCGCCAAACAUUUUCUUUGGAAAUCGAUAUUUUUUUGAUGGAUCAUCGAAGGACUUGGAAUUUGCAACAAGGAAAAGGACUAAAAAGUAUCAACCAUCUUCUUCACAGGACAAACUAACAAUAGAUAAUUUGUUUCUUGUGGAACAUGAAGAUACGCCAUUUGCGGAGUGCAAUGGGAAUACACGAAUUAAAGAUCAACAGAAUGAAAUGAAGUUUUCUCAUUGGACAGACUAUUCUUUUCAAAGUUGGAGCGAUUUCCUUUCCAACGAUGCAUUCAUAGUAAACCAAAGGAGUGAUUGGCAUCUUUGGUCAUCUGAUAAUAACUUUGUAGCAGAAGAUUACUUUUUGGGAAAUGGAAUAAUGGCUUCUGAAAGACCAAACUGUCUCGGGUACAACAAUACAAGUUCAAAGUUAUGUAAUGAAUUCCUUAAGGUUGAGAGUUCUGUGACCGAUGAAACAGCCAGGAGUGGUUUUCCUUUUAAUUAUGGUGAACGUUGCAAUGGCUCACAGUUCAGGAAGAAUAUCAGCAAACCUCUUCUGCAAAGUUGCUUCUCCCAAAGAAACUGGCCACUAGACAAGGAGUUGAUUGAAAUUGAGGAAGGAGUUGAAUCACCAAUUGGUAGCUUUAUGAAAAAGAAGAAGCAGGUUUGCUCAAAUAAAAGCUUCAAUUCGCUGGAAGUUGAUUUAAGUGACGGGGUAUUUGAUCCCUUUUCAAAGGCCCUGUGGAAGGAUGGAGAAUCAUGUCCUCAAAUUUAUCCCAAAAGAACAGGUGGCAUUCCAAGAGAUUUUGAAGUUUUAAGAUCAUCUGCAAAGUUGUUCCUAUCAUGUGGUGGAGAUGUUUCUGUUGAAGAGAAUGACCUACGACCCGUUUCAGUCACACUAGCAGAAAACUCUGCCUCUCAUCAGUCCUUAAAUUUGGGAACCUCAAACCCCUUUACACGAUUCAGUUAUACGAAUGAAGUAGACGAGAACUUCAGAUCUGAGAAAAGGACAUGCUUUGGGCAUUUCUCUUAUGGUGAAGAUGACAACCAAUUUGGUUUUGAUCUAAUCUCAAGGGGCUCCAGACAAGAAAAAUUCAUCCGUAACCACCCAAAUACUGAAUUAGAAAUUGACUGUGCUGUAUCCUGUAGAGAGUUUGGUGAACUCUUUCAAGAGUACAAUUUAAAUCAUAAGUUUUCUCCUGAACAUUUCAAUGUGGUAACUGAAGACAGAUAUCGGCCAUGUUCAGACUCGAGUAUUAAUGAAUAUGAAAGGCAAAGAGAUUGCUUUCAUCAUCAAGGUUUUGGAAAAAACUUAAGUCCUAAAGGAAGAUCUAGAAGAAGCCAGUCAGCCCCUCCUUUUUACAUCCUGAAAAGGAGGUUUAUCUCCUUAUCUUUGCAAACAUCAGAGGAAUCUACUUCUAAUGAAGCCCAUGAUACUUGCACUUCUUUAGUGACUGGUGAUAAGAAGCCUCCACAACAAUCUUCUAGUGUGCACAAUCUAUAUUUUGAACCUAGUAUUGGGAAGAAUAGAUCGAAUAUGGAUAACAAGCCAGACACAGUGUUUGGCACCAUAGUUAAAAAAUGUGAAAAGAUAGAAUAUCAUUGCCUGGAAGAUCCUGGAGUUGUUCUCGUACAAGUACCUACCUCAAAUGGAAAUCAGGAUCCGGAAAUUUCUGCAACCAAAUGGAAGAAUUGUUUUCAACAGAACACGAGCAAUAGCAAAUCAUAUGGUACUGACAAUGAAGACGAUUUACUUGACAUUGCUUCCGGAAUCCUUUAUCUUGCCACUGAAUCAUUGGUUCCUAAAUCGAUCAGUAAGAAGUGUCUCACAGAUGCCAAGGUUCUGCAACAGGUGGAUAAGAAAUUCAUCCCAACUGUUGCUGGUGGAACUCUUGCUAUUAUUGAUCAGCAUGCUGCAGAUGAAAGAAUAAAACUAGAAGAACUUCGUCAUAUGGUCUUAUCUGGUGAAGGGAAGUCAGUCACCUAUUUGGCUACAGAGAAAGAGAUGAUCCUGCCAGAAAUGGGAUAUCAGUUGCUGCACAAUUAUUCUGAGCAAAUAAGACAGUGGGGUUGGAUCUGCGAUUUUCACACCCAAGAAUCAAGAUCCUUCAAGAAGAAUUUGAACCUUAUUCAUCCUAAGCCGGCUGUUGUCAAACUUCUUGCAGUACCUUGCAUUUUAGGUGUCAAUUUAUCUGAUGUUGAUCUGUUGGAAUUUCUUCACCAGCUUGCUGAUACGGAUGGAUCAUCAACAAUGCCUCCGUCAGUUAGUCGCAUCCUUAAUUGCAAAGCAUGCCGAGGUGCAAUUAUGUUCGGAGACACUUUACUUCAUUCAGAAUGUUCCUUAAUAGUUGAAGAGCUAAAGCAGACCUCAUUGUGCUUCCAAUGUGCUCAUGGGCGACCAACCACAGUCCCGCUUGUGAAUUUGGAGGCAUUACAUAAACAAAUAGCUAAGAUGCAAUUGAGGGGUGACGAACCAAGGGAGUUAUGGCAUGGGCUGUAUCGACAAAGAGUCAGCCUUGAACGAGCCAGCUUGCGGUUAAGAGCAGCCAAUGGAAUAACAAACUAACGUGCUAAGUUGAGUUGUUUAGGCAAUUGGGUUGCUGGAUUGAUUUUAGUAACCUGAUUUCUAAAG